AACGCAUCGGUUCGUGGCCAACACGAUCGUCCGAACGCUUGUCCGGACGCCACCAUGGCGCUGGUGCCUGCGGACAACUCGUUUCUCUCCUUGCUGAACGUCGAGAGAAAGCAAGCACUCGAUAGACAGAAGAAGCGAGAGGACUUGCUGGAAGAUACAGAGCAUGGGCCAAAGAUCCUGGGCCUUCAUCAAGAUCUCCAGGCUUUAUCUGAUGUGCUUGACGAACGAGUCGAAAGCAAGCUCAGUGCCAACGAGAAGGCCUUCUUCGUGGCCUAUAAGAGCUUCAUGUUCACAGUGCAGAAAGAGUUUAAAGAGCUCAAGCAGAAGGCUGACGAGGAGGAGACCAAGACGAGAAGAGAUGCAAAGAUCCAGUCACUGGAGAAGGAGCUGGACUGGUUCAUGAACGAGGCCUUGCGUUUAGAUGAGCUCGUCAAAAAGUACAAGAAGGAGCUGGACAAGUGGAAGGGCAAGGCAGAGGCCCUUGAGGAUGACCGACAAUUCCUGGAAGGUCAAAUCAAGCAGGCCAAGAGGACCAACAAGUCCUUGCGCACUGCCGUGGAGCAGGCUCAAAGCUCUGCCUAUGCAGCGCUGGUGAAUGCGGAAGAGAACCAGCCGGUUUCGGCCCCCGAAGUGACACAGGCAGACGAGGAAGUGCUAGGUCCAGCCUAUACCGGCCUCUCCCAGGAGUUGGAAGUGAAGUAUCAGACCACAGUGAAGCGAUUGAAGCAUCAGCUGCAACAAGAGCAGAAACAGGCGACCAAAUUGCGUGCCAUCGCAGAUCGCCAGUUUACUGAACCUUCGGAGUUGGAGGCCUUCUUCGUUGACUGUGUGGAGCAGGUGAAGGGGGACAUUUCUCAGCGUCGGAAGCUGGCGCUGGAGCAGCGUCAGGCCUUGAGGGGCCCAGAGGCCAAGGGACCUCGGGGCUACCCAGAGACGCUGCCGCCGCAGGUGGCCAAGCUCGCGCUGGAGCCCACGCUGGACGACUUCACGGUCACCGACCGUAGGAAGGUGGUGGAGCUCUUGCUGAGCAGCGAACAAGUGCUCCAGUUCUUGUACGACAAGCUUUUCCCUGAUUGAGCAGGAUGUGACUUCAUAGAAUGAAGGGCCCCCACAGCCGUCGAUGCUUUGACCAAAAGAAUGGCGAGAUUGAUGGGAAAGACCACGCAAGCUAUCACUUGCU
This is a messenger RNA of Durusdinium trenchii, 1180 nucleotides long. The record is from the annotation of a GenBank genome assembly. Lineage: Eukaryota; Dinophyceae; Suessiales; Symbiodiniaceae.